AAUUAAAAAAAAAAAAAAAAAACUCAGGAGACAUCCUCUUAAUCCACUUGAAUAGUCACAAACCAAUGAGGGGCUAUUUCGUAAUUAGGUAUUAUUCUACAGUUUCUGCUAUCAUUCGUUUGCUGAAUUUGGCGGGUGGGAAUAUUUUUGACUGUUUAUUCCCAAUAAUGGGGCACACACAGAUCGAAAGAGAUAAGUACACGAUGAAGAAAGAAGGACGCAUCAAAUUGACAAGUUGGGCAAAAAGAUCGAUGCAACUUAGGUAGAUUGUUCGAGAUCACCAAAAGGUUCCUCGCUUUCGCUGCAACGUUCUCCCUCAGGUCGAAUUUUGUAGGGUUUUCCCUUUCAUAUUCGUAAUCGGCCUGGUGUUAAUGGAAGAAUGAAUCGUUAAGUGUAUACGUAAGAUAAGUUAACGCCAAAGAUUAAGGAAAAACGUAGUCAAAUUCCUUUGGCUCCUAUCAAUGAUCCACGGGAUAAGAUUUGCCCUGUCUUACUGUUGAAUUUAUGAGUACUUUCAACAAAUUUUCCACUGUAAUCACAAGUCUCAACUAACUAAAUACAUAAUCUAACAAAAGAACAAGCACCCGGAGAAUGGCUAUCCACUAUUAUUGAAAAGGUUACAGGAUAAUCGGCUUAUACUUACAAUAUAAUCCCCUUUCAAGUCCCCUUCGAUGCUAACCUUGAUAGUUUUUGAUCCAAGAGAUCCCUAUUUUUCUAAACAGACCUUUCGUCUACUUAGGUUUUCUCCAGAAACUAUGAAUUAUCUCCUCUCCCGAGGCUGUAAUUGGUUCAAAAAUGAAUUGGGCGACAGUAAGCCACUCGUGUUUAGGUCAAUAUGAUCUUUCUUAUCUAUGGCUCAUGAAAAACUUUUGAAUCCAUUUUCCUAUUCUGAAGAAUUUCACCUCUAUCUUUGUUUGAACAAUAACACGUUUAAUCAAAGAACAUUCAAAUGGUUCUCAUUAGUGUCGUACUUUUAGAACUUCUUCACAAGAACUCAGAUCAGAUGUAUGUUUGUUUUGUUUACAGAAAUGCACAUAUCUAAGAUGUAAACCUUGACAUGAGCUCAUGCAUCUAAGAUUCCCACUUAUCACUAGCAGCCAACAUCAUAAUGAACAAAUUAGGUCUCAUGCAGCCUAAUUUUUUCAAAGUUACACACUCUUACCCUUCUUCUAUAAUCUCCUGCAUACACAAUGCACCACCACAUGGAGCAGCAGAAGUUUCACGAAUCACAAGUCUGGUCAACGAGUCAACAACAUCUAGAGUCCUCAAAGAUGUUCACUUAUCGACACAGUUGCUAGAUGGCUUUCUUGAUCUUGCGGAAGAUAACACAAGCAAGGAUCUGGAGACAUGUGGCGUUCUUGGGGCCUUUCUUAAAGAAGGGACCUAUUAUGUAACAACUCUUAUAAUACCAAAACAAGAUUCUACUUCUAGCACAUGUCAGGCUGUUAAUGAAGAGGAAAUAUUUGCCAUUCAAAAUGAACAAUCCCUUUUCCCUGUUGGAUGGAUCCAUACACAUCCUUCCCAGAGUUGUUUUAUGUCAUCAGUUGAUCUACAUACACAAUAUUCUUAUCAGGUGAUGGUACCAGAGGCAGUUGCUAUUGUCAUGGCUCCCACAGAUACAUCAAGGAGUUACGGGUAUUUUCGAUUAUCCGACCCUGAUGGGAUGAAAAUUGUGAGGGAGUGCCAAGAGACUGGAUUUCACACCCAUUCAGAACCUCUCAAUGGAGCUUCCAUUUAUGAAGACUGCUCCAAUAUAUAUCUUAACCCUAAUCUCAGACUAGAAGUAUUUGAUUUACGUCAUUAA
Molecule: messenger RNA, 1804 nt
Organism: Lactuca saligna
Lineage: Eukaryota; Viridiplantae; Streptophyta; Magnoliopsida; Asterales; Asteraceae
Source: the annotation of a GenBank genome assembly